Messenger RNA from Cladophialophora immunda, 1560 nucleotides. RefSeq lists its product as uncharacterized. Gene Ontology annotation, molecular function: metalloexopeptidase activity. Gene Ontology annotation, biological process: proteolysis. The record is from RefSeq and is a predicted model, not a curated record. The transcript is spliced from 2 exons. The coding region runs from base 171 to 1343 and encodes 390 amino acids. NCBI's taxonomy places the organism in Eukaryota, Fungi, Ascomycota, Eurotiomycetes, Chaetothyriales, Herpotrichiellaceae.
CCUGGUGCCUGCGUCGCCAGCCCCAAAUGUGAUUUACUGUUCGUCCAUUAAUUAAUCGUGUAUGCAACAAAGGUGCUGCUUGGUAUACAGAGCAUUUCUGCACCUUCUUGGAUUCCCUUUGGCUUCUUGUAUCUCCAUUCUCUUCCUCUACCCUCCACAUAGCGAUUGUCAUGAGAUCUCUCGCGCUUCUGGUCACCUCGCUGGCCGCUUCCGUUUGCGCUCGUUCAGUUGAUACUCACGCUCAGCAAGCAAUUACUCCUGAACAGGAACAAACUGCCAUUCAGGAAAGAUUUUUGAUUGAACUGAGUCCAGGGGAAACGAAAUGGGUGCUGGAGGAGGAAAAAUGGGAGCUCAAGAGAAAAGGAGUCAAGUUUAUGGAUAUCACCGAAACUCGAGACACAUACCCAAUCACUAUCCAAUCAAAAACGGCGGCGAAUGCGAUCGUCUAUCCCUCAAAACCUGAGCACAAGCACGAGGUCAAGGCAUUGAUGAAGACGUUGGACAAGGACAACAUGCGCAAGCACCUUGAAGGCCUCACGGCGUUUCACACCCGCUACUACAGGAGCCAGUACGGCAUUGAUGCCGCGCUGUGGCUGCAUGACCAGAUUGAGGCAGUCAUUGAAGCAUCCGGUGCAUUCAACUACAGUGCUUCUCUGAGCUUGUUUCCGCAUUCGUGGGGUCAGUCGAGUAUUAUUGCUCGGUUCCCUGGGCGAACAAAUCACACAAUUGUGAUCGGUGCACAUCUGGACAGCGUCAAUAUGUUCUUCCCCUACCUCCGUGCUCCCGGUGCCGAUGAUGAUGGCAGCGGGACGGUGACUAUCCUCGAGGCUAUGACGGCGCUGCUGGAGUCGGACAAGAUUGUCAACGGCUCGAGUGAGAACACGAUCGAGUUCCACUGGUACUCGGCCGAGGAAGGAGGUCUCCUUGGAAGCCAGGCGAUCUUCAAAUCCUACAGUGAAGAAGGAAAGGAUAUCAAGGCCAUGAUCCAGCAAGACAUGACAGGCUAUAUCGAGCAGACCCUUGCGCACGGUCAGCCUGAAUCGGUCGGAGUGAUUACAGACUUUGUGGACCCAGCUCUGACCAAAUUCGUCGAAGGCAUCAUCACCGCCUACUGUGACAUCCCUUACACUUUGACCAAAUGCGGAUAUGCUUGCUCCGACCAUGCUUCGGCGAGCAAAUACGGCUAUCCCUCAGCAUUUGUGAUCGAGUCGGAUUUUGAAUAUUCAGACAAGAAAAUCCACACCACCGACGAUCUCAUCAAGUACCUGAGCUUCGACCACAUGCUUCAACAUGCGAAGAUGACGCUGGGGUUUGCAUAUGAAGCUGCUAUGGCCAAGUUCUGAGCAGGCGGUGAUCUGUUAGACACAUAUAUCCACCUUUUGCCUCAAUGUCUGGAUAUUGUAUGAUAUUGCAUCAUUCUUCCGCCGACCUUGUGAUCUGAUGUGCCCUGCUUGUCGUCUGACCACCAAGUGUGGUCUCGUGUUCGUACCUGGAAAGACAAGUUCCGGGUCGAAAUGCAAUGCAUGUGAAACUGCAAGGACAAGACCAUUCCACUGCCUG